CGUUGAAUCCGGUUCUCCUCAGCAUUCGGUAACAUGCCUGUGCAUUGCUGCGUGCCGCUUUGCAACCAGCGAGGAGUUUUGGACGAUAACGGCUCGAAGGCAAGUAUGCGUGUGUAUUUCGUAUCCUAUUUGUUGCGUCUCUUGCGCGCGCCUUAUGUCGCUUUUAUCGUCUUGCAGGUGUCGUUCUUCUGUUUUCCGAAGGAUCCGCAUCUGAAGAAGAAAUGGAUUGUAGCCAUUAAGCGCGAUGAAGGAAAGCUUUUUGUCGUGACGAAGCACACAAAGGUGUGCUCGAAUCUCUUCACCGCCGACAGCUACUUGCCGAAUGUAGUCGGCGAUAGGCGUUACCUCCGGGUUGACGCCGUGCCGAGCGUGUUUGCCUUUGGCAAACCCAAGCCACCAGCAAGAAAAAAGCCGAAAGACCGACAGCAGUGUGUCGCGAAAAGAAAGCUGCUUUCCGCCGUCGGCCAGGCUAGCAGCUCCGGGUUCACGUCACAACCACUGCUUUCUCCCAGUAGUGAUGUCGCCGCGUCGCGGGAUUCUUCAACAGCUGUUGAAACUAUGGACGCCACAGAGUGCGAAGCAAGUGCUUCAACGCCGGCCUGUGUGACCCACGUCCGAGACCACGAAGUGUGUGAUUGUGCAUGUGCAGUUAGAGUGUCGGAGCUCGAGAAGCAGCUUUCUGUGCUUCAAAUGCGCAUACACCAACUGGAAAGCGACCUAGAGGGUAGUACCGAAGAGGUGAAGUCUGCGAAAGCAAAUGCAGUGAGAGUGCCUGAGCUCGAGACGCAGCUCUCUCUACUUCAAGUGUGUAUACAACAACUGGAGAGCGACUUGGAAAUUAGAACCAAAGAGGUUGGUCAGAUGGACCUUUGGCUGAGCAGAGACAAGGUUGACAAGGCUAUGCCAGCCAUUUUUAAAGAGCGAUACCCAUCAACAAGAGCCAUUAUUGACGCGACAGAAGUGAGAUGCGAAGUUCCAAGCUCUCUGGUCCUUCAGUCGGCGACCUACUCAACCUACAAGUCAACUAAUACAAUGAAGGGUUUGGUUGUCAUUUCACCUGAUGGAACGAUCACGUUUUUGUCAAAAUUAUUUACAGGGUCGGUGUCAGACAAAGAGCUCGUUGAAAAAAGUGGGUUUUUAAAACUCAAAUUUGAGCCUGGCGACUCGGUAAUGGCCGACAAAGGCUUUAAGAUACAGGACCUGCUCAGUGCAAAAGGAGUUGCGUUGAACAUUCCCCCUUUCCUUCGGAGACAGCACCUGACCGAAGAAGAAGUUAGGCAAACAGAGGAAAUUGCAAGUCUCAGAAUACAUGUCGAGCGACGCAUUCAACGUAUUAAGGCAUUUCAUAUUUUCGACAGGCCCAUCCCACUGUCAAUUGCACCGAUCAUUAAUGAAAUUUGGGCAUUGUGUGCAUUCUUAAGCAAUCUUCAAAGUCCUUUAAUAGCAACCUAGGAUCUGUGCAAGGUGUCAGUUCAGUACUACAUAGCCUUCCCAGUGACUGCCAAGCUAGCAUAGCCAAAGCCAUGAGCACAUGGCUUCGAUACUCGUUUCAAGAAAAGGAUACAAGGCAUUGUCAAUGGUAUCACAACUUUAUUAAUAAAUACAUAAAUUCUCAUUCACUUUUUAAACUCUCGAAUUCAAGAUUCAUUGCUUGUACUGCACGUUCUUGCCAAGUACGGUAGAUGUGUCGAAAAAUAAAAGCUGUCCAGCCUA
Messenger RNA from Dermacentor silvarum, 1713 nucleotides. RefSeq lists its product as uncharacterized. The transcript is spliced from 2 exons. The coding region runs from base 34 to 1452 and encodes 472 amino acids. The record is from RefSeq and is a predicted model, not a curated record. NCBI's taxonomy places the organism in Eukaryota, Metazoa, Arthropoda, Arachnida, Ixodida, Ixodidae.